This is a messenger RNA of Triplophysa rosa, 8871 nucleotides long. It is a transcript of the gene crebbpb, whose product is annotated as CREB binding protein b. Lineage: Eukaryota; Metazoa; Chordata; Actinopteri; Cypriniformes; Nemacheilidae. Gene Ontology annotation, cellular component: histone acetyltransferase complex; nucleus; transcription regulator complex. Gene Ontology annotation, molecular function: histone acetyltransferase activity; chromatin DNA binding; transcription coactivator activity. The transcript has 31 exons. The record is from RefSeq and is a predicted model, not a curated record. The coding region runs from base 740 to 7918 and encodes 2392 amino acids. Gene Ontology annotation, biological process: positive regulation of transcription by RNA polymerase II.
ACUUUUUUGUAUCGAAGGAAUCAACAGCCGCCAUCUUGUCGCGGAUGAGCGUCAGGAUUUCGGGAGAUCAUUAUUUAAUUUUUUACGCACCCUGCUCCACCAGAACCGGGCCAAAUAUCUUCGUUGCGACGGAAACGACCAGCUUCGGGCAAAAUCGAGGAUCUUUGCGGCGAAUAUAGGCAAAAUGGAGCCGUUUUUGUGGUCGGCUGGAAAACCCCCGUAUAUCUGAUUUCCCCCUUCAGCGCGAGCGGCGCUCCUGUGCCACUCGCAGAUUCCAAAUAUAAUUAUUUCCUCGCGUUUUCGAUUUAUAUUUCAGGACUUUGUUGAUUUUUCGAUCGGAGCUGGAUAUGGAGCUCGUAGGUCUUUAUUUUUUUUCACAGAAAAACGCCUCUUUGGAGAGAUUCGCGCGAGCCACUUGAAGAAAUAGCACGGGUUGAUGCUUUUCCUCGUCGUUUUCCUCGGUUUUAACGAUGAUAUAAUUUAUUUUCGGGGGGUUUGGGGUGAUUAUUACGGUUAAUUAUGCGGGUUUUGGGUGUUGGAUUAUCAUGGGGUGAAUGGCGGUGGCGGAGCGGGGCGCUGUUGAGCCGCGUUUGAGCCCCAUCUGUUAAUUAUUGGCCCCUGAUCGCUGAAUAAUAAUAGAAAAACCCGAGGGUCCGUUUGAUUUAUUUCGCUUUGUCCCCCUCUUGGGCUCCGGGAAGACAAUUUUUUUGCUGUAACGUGUUUUUGUGAGGAAGACAGGAUGGCCGAUAAUCUGCUGGAAAUGGGUCCCCCCAACGCAAAACGGCCCAAGAUGAACUCACCUGCGCUACCCUCCUCCGACCCUCCAGACUUUGUGUCGCUGUUCGACUUGGAAAAUGAUCUUCCAGAUGAGCUGAUACCCAACGGAGACCUGGGGCUUAUGUCCAUGCCCUCAAACGGGGAUGGAGUGUUGGGAGGCCGGAUGGGGGUCAACGUACCGGAUGCUGCUGCCAAGCACAAGCAGCUGUCUCAGCUCCUGCAGGCAGGCCCUGGUCUGACUGGAAACCUCAGCCCUCAGCCUGGAAUGGGCGGCCAACUGGGCGCCUUGGGCAAAAGUCCCAUGGGUCAGGGUUCACCCAGUCACCAGACUCAGCCUCCAAAGCCUGUUGGCACUCCUACUGGUCAAGGCAACAACAGUCAAGGCAUGGGCAUCAAUGCUGGCUUUAACCAGGCUAUGAUGAACAAUAACAACCAGGCGCAUGGACACAUGGGGCAGAACAUGGCGCAGCAAGGGCAGAUGAUGAAUGGUGUCAUGGGGCCAGCUGGAAGAGGCAGGGCAGUGGCAGGGAUGCAGUACCAGGGUCAGGCCAUGCAAGGGGCACCUGUCGGAGGCGGCGCUGGGCCGGUGGUCAGUGUUUCGGGCAGCGUGCUGGCAGAGACGCUUACCCAAGGUGCACCACAGAUGGGGGCGCAUAAUGCCAUCAACCCUCAGCAAGCGGGAAACAUGAAUAAGAUGGGUCUUGCGAACGCUAAUGGCCCAUUCGGGCAGCAGUACGCGCAGGGUUCGGUGCAGCAGAUGACCGGCGCUGGACUAAACGCACAGCUCCAGAACAAGGCAGCUCUCUCCAACAGCCUCCAGCCCGCCCUGAAGGGCGCUUCCAGUGUGCCAAAUCUGUUGCAGCAGCAGGUGCCCUCUGUGGGCAUGGUCCCGGGACAGGGGGUGUCGGCGGGCCCCACAGCCGACCCAGAGAAGCGCAAACUGAUCCAGCAGCAGCUGGUCCUGCUGCUUCACGCCCACAAGUGCCAGCGGCGCGAGCAGACUAACGGCGAGGUGCGCGCUUGCGCGUUACCCCACUGCCGCACCAUGAAGAACGUCCUCAACCACAUGACCCACUGCCAGGCUGGGAAAUCCUGCCAAGUGGCUCACUGUGCCUCGUCUAGACAAAUAAUCUCUCACUGGAAGAACUGCACCCGGCACGAUUGCCCUGUCUGUCUGCCCCUCAAAAACGCCAGUGACAAGAGAAACCAGCAGCCGAUGUUGAGCUCUCCUAACACCGGCAUGCAGGCUACUCUGGGUCCUGUGGGCACCAGUCAGCCCGCCGCGCCGGCCAUCAGCAGCGGCACACACAUCGACCCCAGCUCCAUGCAGAGGGCAUACGCAGCACUGGGCCUGCCGUACGGCAACCAGCCAGCUGCGCAGUCGCAGGUGGCAGGACAGCAGCCGACGCAGCAGCAGCAACUGCGCACCAUGGCGGCAUUAGGCACUAACCAGAUGAACAUGGGAGGAAACGGUCUGGCCGAUCAGACGACCCUUCACAAUGAUUCCUCUCUCCCUUCAUCCCUCAACAGCAAUCUGAUGAUGCCGGAUGGGUCGAACAUGGGCGGCGUGGGGAACCUGCCCACCGCUGCGCCGCUGUCCAUGCCUGGCAUGAAGAAGCCCUGGCACGAGCACGUCACUCAGGACUUGAGGAAUCACCUAGUGCAUAAGCUAGUUCAAGCCAUAUUCCCCACACCAGACCCUGCAGCACUGAAGGACAGACGUAUGGAUAACCUGGUCGCUUACGCCCGUAAGGUUGAAGGGGACAUGUAUGAGUCUGCCAACAGCAGGGAUGAGUAUUACCACUUUCUGGCUGAGAAGAUUUACAAGAUCCAAAAAGAGCUGGAGGAGAAGAGGAAAUCCAGGCUGUCGAAGCCAACCAUGGGCGCUCCGGGUCCACAGCAGCCUGGCCUUCCACAGCCAAACGCUAUGGGACCCGCACAAGCCAUCCGGCCACCGAAUGGACCCGGUCCUAUGUCCAAUGUGCCAAAUCAUUUGAUGGCCCGCAUGCAAGUCCCUCAAGGGAUGGGGCAGUUCAACCCUGUGACAAUGCAGAACGUGCAGAUGUCCCAGUCCCAAGUGGGAGCACCACGGGCAGCGUCCCCUAUGACCCACCCCUCUCAGAUGGGCAUGGGCAAUGUCCCAUCGAUGGGUAUGUCUCCCUCCAGGAUGCAGCAAACGCAAGGCAUGAUGGGAGGUCACGCGAACAACAUGGUUGGUCAGACUCCCAAUCAGAACCAGUUCAUGAGCCAGACGUCAUUCUCAGCCACAGGCAUGAAUGUGAAUGUAAACCAGGCACAGCAGUCGGGACAGGCUGCCCCACAGCAGAACGCUAACCUGACCCUGAAUGCCGUGGGCUCCCUUGGCCCGCAGUCCGCUAUGUGCUCCACCCCUCCUCCGCCCUCAACCUCCACCCCUGCAGCUGCCGCUAGCCUUCAGUCGCUCCAGACCCAGCCCUCCACGCCGGCCUCCGCCGGGGGCCAGUCCACGCCCACCCACAUCCCCAGCGGUUUGCCCCGCCCUCCCUCUGUCCUGGGCUCCUCCCCCGCCCCCUCCCACCCGCUCACGCCCCUGCAGUCCCAGCCUGAGCCCCCCAUGCAGAUGCAGCAGCCCAACUCUGUGCAAGCACAGCAGCCUAGCACUCCGCUUUCUCAGAUGGCCGCUAGUGUUGAUAACAGAGUUCCCACGCCCGCGUCUGUAGCCGAGAGUCACUCCCAGCAGGCGUUGCCUGACUACCCUGCUGCUGAACCCAAAACUGAGCAUCAGGAGGACCAGCAGGACUUUGAGAAGCGACCUGACAUCAAGAUGGAGAAUGAAGAUGUCAAACCUCCUCAAGUGAAGGAGGAGCAGGAGACUGUAGAACCUAAACAGGAACCAAUGGAGACCGAGGAGAAGAAACCAGAGAUAAAGUCCGAGCUCAAAGAGGAGGAGGGGUCCAACGCCAGCAGCACCACGCCCUCCGGUCAAUCCAGCCAAUCACGGAAGAAAAUUUUUAAACCAGAGGAACUCAGACAGGCAUUGAUGCCCACUUUAGAAGCGCUGUAUCGGCAAGACCCAGAGUCUUUGCCCUUUCGCCAACCUGUGGAUCCCACUCUGCUGGGCAUUCCGGACUACUUUGACAUUGUGAAGAACCCCAUUGACCUUUCCACCAUUAAGAGGAAGCUGGACACCGGGCAGUAUCAAGAGCCCUGGCAGUACGUGGAUGACAUCUGGCUCAUGUUCAACAACGCCUGGCUCUACAAUCGCAAGACGUCUCGAGUCUAUAAGUACUGCUCGAAGCUGGCUGAGGUCUUUGAGCAGGAGAUCGACCCCGUCAUGCAGGGUCUGGGGUACUGCUGCGGACGCAAGUUCGAGUUCUCACCUCAGACACUUUGUUGCUAUGGAAAACAGCUCUGCACCAUAUCCAGAGAUGGCACAUACUACAGCUACCAAAACAGGUAUCACUUCUGCGAGAAGUGCUUCAAUGAGAUCCAGGGCGACAGCGUCACCCUGGGAGAUGACCCGGCACAACCACAUACUAUGAUAUCCAAGGAGCAGUUUGAGAAGAAGAAAAAUGACAUGUUGGAUUCUGAACCAUUUGUUGAAUGUAAAGACUGCGGCAGGAAGAUGCAUCAGAUUUGCGUUCUGCAUUAUGACGUCAUCUGGCCGUCAGGUUUCAUCUGUGACAACUGUCUGAAAAAGUCAGGAAAAUCGCGGAAGGAGAACAAGUUUUCUGCUAAGAGGUUGCAGACCACGCGGUUGGGCUCGUACAUUGAAGACCGGGUGAAUAAGUACUUGAAAAGGCAGAGUCACCCUGAAGCCGGAGAGGUGUUUGUGCGGGUGGUGGCCAGCUCUGAAAAGACCGUAGAGGUCAAACCUGGAAUGAAAUCCAGGUUUGUUGACUCGGGGGAGAUGUCAGAAACCUUUCCCUACAGAACCAAAGCACUUUUUGCAUUCGAAGAGAUUGACGGAGUGGAUGUGUGUUUCUUUGGCAUGCAUGUCCAGGAGUAUGGAUCCGAGUGUCCUUUUCCCAACACCAGGCGGGUAUACAUAUCAUAUCUCGACAGUAUUCACUUCUUCAAGCCUCGGAUACUAAGAACUGCAGUUUACCACGAAAUCCUCAUCGGUUAUCUGGAGUAUGUCAGGAAACUUGGGUAUGUGACUGGCCACAUAUGGGCCUGCCCACCAAGUGAAGGCGACGACUACAUCUUCCACUGUCAUCCUCCAGAUCAGAAGAUUCCCAAGCCCAAGAGACUCCAAGAGUGGUACCGCAAAAUGCUGGACAAGGCCUUUGCAGAAAGAAUCAUUAAUGACUACAAGGACAUAUUCAAGCAGGCCACAGAGGACCGCUUGACAAGUGCCAACGAACUGCCCUACUUCGAGGGUGAUUUUUGGCCUAAUGUUCUAGAGGAGAGCAUCAAGGAGCUGGAACAAGAAGAGGAGGAGAGGAAAAAGGAGGAGAACACAGCCUCCACUGAGACAACAGAGGGAACUCAAGCCGACAGCAAGAACGGCAAAAAGAAGAACAAUAAAAAGACCAACAAGAACAAGAGCAGCAUGAGCCGCGCCAACAAAAAGAAGCCUGGGAUGCCGAAUGUAGCUAAUGAUUUGUCCCAGAAGCUUUAUGCAACGAUGGAGAAGCACAAAGAGGUCUUCUUUGUGAUCCACCUGCAUGCCGGUCCAGCGGUCAACACCCUGCCUCCGAUCAUGGAUCCUGACCCACUUCUGACCUGUGAUUUGAUGGAUGGCCGUGACGCCUUCCUGACGCUGGCCAGGGACAAGCACUGGGAGUUUAGUUCCUUACGUCGCUGCAAAUGGAGCACUAUGUGCAUGCUGGUGGAGCUACACAAUCAGGGCCAGGACCGAUUUGUAUAUACCUGCAACGAGUGCAAGCACCACGUAGAGACACGUUGGCAUUGCACCGUCUGCGAGGACUUUGAUCUAUGCAUCAACUGCUACAACUCCAAGGGUCAUGAGCACCAAAUGGUCAAGUGGGGUUUGGGCCUGGACGACGACAGCAACAACCAGAGCAGCGAAGCCAACAAGAGCCCGCAGGAAAGUCGUCGCCUCAGCAUCCAACGCUGCAUCCAGUCGCUGGUGCACGCCUGUCAAUGCCGCAACGCCAACUGCUCUCUGCCGUCCUGCCAGAAGAUGAAGCGGGUGGUGCAGCACACCAAGGGCUGCAAGCGCAAGACCAAUGGCGGUUGCCCCGUCUGUAAGCAGCUCAUCGCUUUGUGCUGCUACCACGCCAAGCACUGCCAGGAGAACAAGUGCCCAGUGCCCUUCUGUCUCAAUAUCAAGCACAAGCUGCGACAGCAGCAGAUUCAGCAGCGCUUGCAGCAGGCGCAGAUGAUGCGGCGGCGCAUGGCGCUCAUGCAGGGCAGAGGAAUGCCUCAGAGUCUGCCCUCCCCAACUACCUCAGGAGGUCCGGGGACACCCAACUCUCAACAGCUGCAGCAGCCUAACACCCCUCAGGCCCCUCCAACAUUAGCCAACCAGCCCCAGCAGCCGCAUCAGAACGUGGCCGGAAUGGUUAAGGGCUUCCCCAGCCAACCUCCUACACCUGGGUCCCAGGGAAAACCGGGACCACAGUCCUCGCCUUUGCCCCAGCAACAGUCUCCUCUGCCUAUGCCUCCCCAACAGCAGCCGCAGCCCUCUCCACAGCAACAUGCUGCAAUGAAGGCUGUCAAUCAAAUGGAGAUGAUGAACAAAAACAAGCAGCUCCAACAACAACAACAACAGCAGCAGCAGCAGCCAGACCACAGAAUGAAUAUGAACGGCAUGCCGAUGAACCAAGCCCGCAUGAUGAAUCCAAUGCAGAUGAUGGGUCCCCGUGGUCCUCAGAUGGUUCAGAACAUGCAGCCCGGCCAAUGGGGACAGGGGAUGCAAGGAGUCAUGCAGAAUCCGCAGGCGCCUCCGCCGCAGCAAGUUCCCCCUCAGCAGAUGGCCAUGAGCCCGCAGCAGCCUCAGGUAAUGCAGACGCCGCAGCAAGCCCAGCUGAUGCAGCGCGCUAUGAUGCAGCAGCAGCCACGGCAGAUGCAAAGCGUUAUGCCUCCCCAGCAAGCGCCACCACAGGCCCCUCAGCAGCAGGGCCUGCAGCAAAGAGGAGUGGCCAGCAGUAUCGCCCCAGGAGCGUUGCAAGACCUGUUGCGCACCUUGAAAUCGCCCAGUUCCCCUCAGCAGCAGCAGCAAGUCCUUAAUAUCCUCAAGUCCAAUCCCCAUCUAAUGGCUGCGUUUAUUAAACAGCGGACGGCAAAGUAUCAGUCCAGCCAGCCGCAGCAGGCGCAACAGCAGCAGAAUCCACAGGCCAUGCUCGCAGCCCAGCCAGGAAUGCAGAACAUGGCAACCAUGCAGGCCGGUGCCGUGCAGAGACCUGGCAUGGCCCCUCAGCAGCCUCAACAGGUCGCUACGCAGGCCAUGGCAGCCCUCGGCCCGCAGGGACAAAUGAUGAACGCGGCACACAACGGAAACCAGCAGCAGAUGUUCCGUCGCCAGCUCUUGCGUCAGAUACAACAGCAGCAACCCGGAGCCAUGCAGCCUGGACAAAGAUUCCCGCAACCCCAAGGCGCGGCUAGUUACUCACAAAUCCGGAUGCAGCAGCAGAUGGCCAUGCAGGGAAGUGCUGGGCCCAUGGGUCAGAUGACACCCAUGGCUCAAAUGGGCCAGCCUGGUAUGAGUAUGGAAGCCCAGCAAAGUAUCCUGCAGCAACGCCUGCUGCAACAUCAACAACAGCAGCAACAGCAGCAGCAGAUGCUGAAGCAGCAGAUGGGGUCGCCGGCACAGGCCGCUUCCAUGAGCCCGCGACCCCACAUGCUUGCAGGACAGCAGCAGGCCAUGGCCAACACCCUGGGCAACCAGGUGAGGUCACCCGCCCCCGUGCAAUCGCCCCGUCCCCCCUCCCAACAGCCACCACAUUCCAGCCCUUCCCCACGCAUGCAGCCUCUGCCCUCGCCGCAGCACGCUCCCCUGCACUCCGGCUCCUCUCACCCGAGCCUCGGGGGACCCAUGCAGGGACCCAUGGACCAGGCUCACCUGUGCACACCUGAGCAGAGUGCAAUGCUUCCUCAGCUGAACACGCCAAACCGUGGAGGACUGACUAACGACUUGAGUAUGGUCGGGGACACCACGGGAGACACGUUAGAGAAGUUUGUCGAGGGAUUGUAGCAUUAAGAGACAUUCUGAAGGACAACGGUGCACGUUGUACUGAAUUUUGAGAGGUCGUCAGAAUACGACAAAGCAACGGACUGUAAUAGGUUUACACAACCAGUGGACUGCUUUUUCCUGUGUUGGAGAGAUUCAAAUGACUGUUUCAAGAGCAGAAUCACAAAGGAGGUUUUUGAGAAGGGUUGGUCUGACCGGCUGGAAUGCAGUCCUGGUCCAUGUGUUACGUUUUUAAUUUGUUUUUGUUUUGUUUUUUGUUCUAGGGCAGGGGUGUUAUGGACUUUUUAAUGAUAUUUCUCAAGGCAAAAUAUUUGAUUUUAUUAUUGAAUACUUUACUUGCGUUUUGGAUGUUUGCAAACUGAAAUGCAUUUUUUUUUCUGUGUGUGUGCUGUUUAGGGACUGUAAGAUAUUUGGUGUGGAAUUUGGAUUAAUCCUCAUUCCGUCUGUAUUCACAUUUACUAGGUUUGGAAAAGGACGCGCGCAGCCUUUUUCUCUCCGGACUGUGGAGUUUGUACAGAGGACCUGUAUUCAUUUGUACAGAAAGGAGCCUUGGCUACUGCACACACACGAACACGAGCAAAUGGUGAAAAGUUGCUCUUAUUUUUCAAGGUGCCCAAAUGCGUUAAUUUAUUGGCCUGAAUUCAGUAGUUGUUGCUUAAGAUGUAGGAAAAAUCUUCCUCUGUUUUCUUGUUUGAUCUCUGAAACAUCAAUGAUGUCCCCCUCUGCCUCGCUUAUGAGGCCGGAGUUUCUUCUGACUGCUGAUUUCUUCAAAGAGUUCUUCAGUCGACCUCUUUUUUUUCUCAAUGAAACUUGAAUUGAAGGUGAACGAUUCUUUAAUGUAAAUCAUGCAGCUCGAUGACACUGUAAAUAAAAGGAAAAAAGAUUGAGAUCGCUGUAUAAACUGGUUAAGAACUUGUUUCGUACUUAUAUACCAUAUUGUUAAAUAAACUGUGUGC